This is a messenger RNA of Rotaria socialis, 441 nucleotides long. Lineage: Eukaryota; Metazoa; Rotifera; Eurotatoria; Philodinida; Philodinidae. The record is from the annotation of a GenBank genome assembly.
AUGCUCUACUUUCACAAUGGGCAUCAUCAACAACUUUUGUCCAUGCAACAACAAUGCAAACAGGCCACAAGCGUUGGAGAUCUACAUCGUUUAGCUUUCGAUAUUGAUUCAUUUUGCCACUAUCUUCAUAAUCAUCACACGAUCGAAGAUAAACACGUGUUUCCUUCAAUUGCCCGUAAAAUUGAUAUCUCGCAUUUAGAAGCUCAUCAUAAACAACUUACACAACUGCUCGCUGAUUUUAAAAAUUGUUCGAAUCGCCUGAAACAACUCAACAGUUCAAACAAAGAUAUCAGUGCUAUUGUCCUGGAUACCACCUCACUCGUCAAUAAAGUAUCAACAUUGGUUAAUGAACAUGAAAGAGCCGAAGAACAAGUUAUUGCACCGGAUAAUAUGAAAAAAUGGUUUACAGAGAGCGAAAUGAGACAACUUUUUCAGACGUAA